AUGAUGCGUAAAGCCACCGUGGAAACGGAACAACCUCUUCAUGUACAAACUUUUGAUAAAAUAAUAGAAGAUGUGAUGAGCAAGGAAGAAAUUACUCUCCCAAUCGGAUUGUGUAUUGAAGAUUUGGAAAUUUUGUGUGAGGCAAUUAGUAAUGUUUCUACUCUCCGAAAAUUGACCUUCAUCGGAGAACUUUCUGGCAUACAACAACAAGAAUCUAGUUUUGUUGAUGAGGAACAAUUUGAAUUAAUUUCAAAAUCAAUUUUAGGAGGAGCCAGUAGCUUGCAAUCCAUCGGGUUCUUGGCAAUGCACUUGAGAGAUGAUCAUUUAAAUUUCUUCUUGAAUAUUGCUAAAAGUUUGUCAGAAACUAGCUUGCCUGUUUCUUCAUUGGAAUCGAUUGUUUUUUGUGGAAAUGAAUUUACUGCUGAAAUGACAACAACAGCCACUUUGCAAAUUAAAGAAAUCUUUAAGAAUGUUAAGGAAAUACAUAUGGAUGAAACAACAAGAGUGGAUGAAUCUGCCUCUAUUUCUCAACAAGUUUCAAACUUGGAGCUCUAA
Naegleria gruberi is the source of this 555-nucleotide messenger RNA. RefSeq lists its product as uncharacterized. Bases 1 to 555 code for a protein of 184 amino acids. The transcript has a single exon. Lineage: Eukaryota; Heterolobosea; Eutetramitea; Acrasida; Naegleriidae. The record is from RefSeq and is a predicted model, not a curated record.